Molecule: messenger RNA, 603 nt
Organism: Salvia splendens (bonfire salvia)
Lineage: Eukaryota; Viridiplantae; Streptophyta; Magnoliopsida; Lamiales; Lamiaceae
Product: circumsporozoite protein-like
Exons: 1
Coding region: 1-603 (200 amino acids)
Source: RefSeq, a predicted model, not a curated record
AUGCCGGACAACACCAUUGUAAACACGAGACCAAGGCCGUACUCAAGAGGUGUGGCCGCGCUCUUCGCUACUGGUGUACCUCCGGCUGUAGUUGCUCCUCCAACCUCUGAUGACGGUCCCUCUGCACCUGGAGCCAUAGCUGAAACAGGGGCGUUUGCCGUUGGUGCUGUGGCUGGUGAUGCGGAUGGCCUGGAAGGAACUGGUGCUGGGACUUUUGAAGGUAAAGGGGCCUUGCUCGGCGUUGGUGUGGUUGCAGCUGCGACAGGAGCAGUGCUCGCCUUUGGCGUGGCUGUAGAUGGAAGGGGAGCAGCAUUGCUUGGUGUUGGUGGAGCCAGGGCUGGGACAGUGGCUGCGCUUGGUGUUGGUGGAAGCGUUGAUGGGAUCGGAAGCAAGCUUGCUAGUGGUGGCGGUAUCGGUAGAGAAGGUAAUGUGGUUGGCGGAGGGGUUGCAGCGGCGGUGGCUGGAGGUGGAGGGGUUCCAGCAACGGUGGCUAGAAGAGGAGGGGUUGCAGCGGCCGUGGCUAAAGCAGGAGGGGUUGCAACGGUGGCGGCGGGAGGGGAUGUGGCCGGCGGAGAGGAUGUUUUGGAGCCAUCAAUCCCCUGA